CAGAUUCUUCACCGAGUGUUGUAAAGUCCUGAACUGAACCCGUCACUAGUAGAUGUGUCAGUGAGGUAGAUGUCAGCUUGAGCCAUGGUGAUUUGCGAUUGGUAGAAAGCAAACAAAUAUAACCAGCCGGAGUAAUGAGCAUCGUGAUUAUAACAGGAACUAGAGCACAGAUUUACACAGGAUCUCUGUGUUUGGACUCAUGAGCCUUUGACUAUGUUAGUAUGAAAAGUAAGCAACUGCAAAACCCCAGCUGUGCAGAACUAUGGACAAAUCAAGCUUUUGCUGUUGACUGCUUGACGCUCUACCUGCAAUACUAGACCAGAUGUACCCGUUAGUUUCCCUCAGAGACCUGCACAAAGGUGUGAUAACAUGCAGCCUUCCUGGUAGAGCUACCAUGUUUUCAACAGACUGAAUUUUCCUCAUGGGAAAUGUCCUUUCACCUCCAUUCCUACUGCUUGUAGCAUCAGCAGAGCAUGGGACAGGGGACACUGCCAGCCCAUGACUGAACCUCUCUCAUCCCUUCUAACAGAAAAAAUAGUACUCAGUGAAAAGACCUUCUCUGCAUCCUGCUUGUAAGCUGUCUUGAAACAGAGGAUCUUACCUGCUGCUGCUCUCCCUAGAAUCCAACGGUUCCCAGAGCAUCUCUCUGCAAUGGCUAUGGUGUGUUUGUCAGACUUUGAAGCUUAUGCUAAAAAGUAUUUACCCAGGAUUGCUUGGGAUUUCUUUGCAGCUGGAGCAGAUGAGUGUAGCACCCGAGAUGAAAACAUCCUGGCCUAUAAAAGAAUUCAUUUCCGGCCACGUAUGCUGCGGGAUGUAUCCGUGAUGGACACAAGGACUAAACUCCUGGGGACUGAAAUCAGCUUUCCUGUAGGAAUUGCCCCCACUGGCUUCCACCAGCUAGCAUGGCCCGAUGGAGAGAAAAGCACAGCCAGAGCGGCCAAUGCCAUGAACACCUGCUACAUUGCCAGCACGUACUCCACCUGCACGCUGGAGGAAAUCUCCGCAGCCGCCCCUGGGGGCUUCCGAUGGUUCCAGCUCUACAUCCACCGCAACAGGGCAGUUUCUCAGCAGCUGGUCCAACGGGCUGAGGCCUUGGGCUUCCAGGCCCUCGUCCUCACCGCGGACCUGCCCUACACAGGCAAAAGACGUGAUGAUAUCCGUAAUGGUUUCCGGCUUCCUCCCCACAUGAAGCUGAAGAACUUGGAGGGAGCCUUUGAGGGAGAUGACUGUUCCGAGUAUGGACUGCCACCCAACAGCUUGGAUCCUUCGGUCACCUGGAACGAUAUUUACUGGCUGCAGAGUCUGACUCGGCUACCUAUCAUCAUCAAAGGGAUCUUGACAAAAGAAGAUGCAGAGCUGGCAGUGAGGCAUGGAGCUCAAGGAAUUAUUGUGUCCAAUCAUGGCGGAAGGCAGCUGGAUGGAGGACCUGCCACUAUUGAUGCUCUGAUUGAAGUUGUGGAGGCAGUACAAGGCAGAAUCGAAGUCUAUUUAGAUGGUGGAAUACGGAAAGGAAGUGAUGUAUUAAAAGCGCUGGCACUGGGAGCAAAAUGUGUCUUUAUUGGACGACCAGCUUUAUGGGGUCUGGCUUACAAGGGUGAAGAAGGUCUUCAGGAUGUUUUGAGGAUUCUCUGUGAUGAGUUUCGUUUGUCAAUGGCCUUAGCUGGCUGUGCCAGUGUCUCAGAAAUUGGCCGGCACCUGGUUCAGUUCUCAAAGUUGUAAACAGCCGCCUGCAAUGCGCUCUGAACAGCAGCAGCCAACAGCUGAGGUCCCAAAACAGACUGAAGAGAGAAAAAGAGGUGCAAAUGCAAAUGUUGAAUGUAGGCGUCUGAGAAGGCCUUCAGGAAACUCCUGAAGCAAUUAGGGAAGGCUCUGUGUUAGCAACAAUCAAAGUUUGCCUUUUUUUUUUUUUUUUUUUGAGACCAAUGAAUUCUUUAAUACUUCAGAUAAAUGUUACUUGCUUAAAUACAUGUAAUUUAAACUGUUUGUUCUCUGACAUUACCUGUGUUGGGCCUUGCUCCCAAAAUCUGUUAUGUCUGGCAGAAAGACUUAGCGGAAAACUAUGUCCCUUGCUUCUUCCACUUGGUCAUCCUACCACAUCAGACUGCAGCUCAAGCUACACACUUUCCUGCUCCAGACAGUAUUAUGAUCAAUGUCUUCCAUUGCCUGGGUUUGCCUGGAUGAAAUCAUAGCAGAUACAGAAAGAAAAUGCAUCAGCAAACAGGCACCUCAGCUCCCCUUUAUGGUGAGAUGAGUCUUGUCCUCUGCUUCUAAAUGCAGAGAAAUGAAGUCACUAGUAACCUAAAUAACCCCCUGUGCUCCCCACAGAGUGAACCUCUUCCUUCGCUACAUGGUUAACGUGGGCUGUAAACUCAUCAGAGCAGUGGUCAGGACACAUGCAUCUUCAGAGCACGGUGCCAGUUUGUGACAGUGCGUAAACAACCCCGCUGGUGCUGUGGUCUCUCAUAACAACAACCAGGAGAUUUUUCUUUUUUCCUUUUUUUUUUUCCUUUUUUUUUUUUUUUCCCACAUGGAUGUUUCCUUUUCUGUAGCAUUCUUUCGGUGACAUCAUCAAGUCUUUCUCCUCUCUCUCUUCCUUACUCCAUCUCCUUUUACCAUAUUGUUGGCUCUACCAG
Molecule: messenger RNA, 2633 nt
Organism: Cygnus olor (mute swan)
Lineage: Eukaryota; Metazoa; Chordata; Aves; Anseriformes; Anatidae
Gene: HAO2
Product: hydroxyacid oxidase 2
Exons: 10
Coding region: 652-1719 (355 amino acids)
Molecular function (GO): oxidoreductase activity; FMN binding
Source: RefSeq, a predicted model, not a curated record